Cornus florida is the source of this 2152-nucleotide messenger RNA. RefSeq names its product probable polyamine transporter At1g31830. Gene Ontology annotation, molecular function: transmembrane transporter activity. The transcript is spliced from 3 exons. Gene Ontology annotation, biological process: transmembrane transport. Gene Ontology annotation, cellular component: membrane. The coding region runs from base 398 to 1840 and encodes 480 amino acids. The record is from RefSeq and is a predicted model, not a curated record. Lineage: Eukaryota; Viridiplantae; Streptophyta; Magnoliopsida; Cornales; Cornaceae.
GGAGUACCUGAUCGAGUCUCCGGCGGUGGCGUUGGUGUUACUACAACAGUGAAAAGUUCAUUUACAGACGACGCACCGAACCAAAACUGUGAUGGCCACGAUAAUGAUCGGUUGCAUCGGUAUCUGCCACGUCCUGCUAGUCUGGAGACACGCGCGCGCACACAGAGGAAUGAAGACGACCCAUGCUGAGCAAUUGUUGAGAACUGUGAUUGCUCUCUCUCUCUCUCUCUCUCUCUCUACCCAGAUACCCUCUUAUCUGCUGCGAAUUUCUUCUCACUUUCUAUAUACAUAUCUAUACGUUUAAGCGCUGAGCCGUAAAACUUCGGAUUUGAGUCAACGUUCGGCUCUCAAUGACGGAGGAUAGUUUCCAAACCCCAGAAAUACUUGCGUUUCUCUCAUGAAAUUGAGGAACACGGGCACUAGGCAAGCUUCUGUUACAAUGGGGGAAUACAAUGGUGUAGAAUAUGUGGGGAUUAAUGAAGUUCCUCCCCCUAGGUUAGAUAAUGUUAGGAAAGUCUCAGUUUUACCCCUUGUAUUUCUCAUCUUCUACGAGGUAUCGGGGGGACCAUUUGGUGUCGAGGACAGUGUGAAUGCAGCCGGUCCCCUUCUAGCCCUUCUUGGGUUCUUGGUUUUUCCAUUCAUAUGGAGUGUUCCCGAAGCUCUGAUAACUGCUGAGAUGGGUACCAUGUUCCCAGAAAAUGGUGGCUAUGUGGUUUGGGUUUCGUCUGCUUUGGGUCCUUAUUGGGGGUUUCAGCAAGGUUGGAUGAAAUGGCUGAGUGGAGUGAUUGAUAAUGCACUUUACCCAGUUUUAUUUCUAGACUAUUUGAAAUCUGGCAUCCCUGCAGUAGGUGGUGGCCUUCCGAGGGUUAUAGCAGUGUUGGUUUUGACUGCAAUCCUCACAUACAUGAAUUAUAGGGGUUUAACCAUUGUGGGGUGGGCUGCUGUUCUUUUAGGGGUCCUGUCGAUCCUUCCUUUUGCAGUCAUGGGCCUCAUUGCAAUACCGAAGUUGAGGCCUUCAAGGUGGUUGGUGGUAGACCUACACAGCGUUGACUGGAACUUGUAUCUGAAUACACUCUUUUGGAAUCUGAACUAUUGGGAUUCAAUUAGUACACUUGCUGGAGAGGUGGAUAACCCAAAGAGGACUUUACCAAAGGCACUGUUUUAUGCUUUAAUACUAGUUAUUCUUGGGUAUUUCUUCCCUCUGCUAACCGGCACAGGAGCUAUUCCACUUAAUCGUGAGUUGUGGACAGAUGGUUAUUUUUCUGAUAUUGCUAAAAUGCUUGGGGGCGUAUGGUUGAGAUGGUGGGUUCAAGCGGCUGCUGCAAUGUCAAAUAUGGGGAUGUUUGUUGCUGAGAUGAGCAGUGACUCUUUCCAACUUCUUGGUAUGGCUGAACGAGGGAUGCUCCCUGAGUUCUUUGCUAAGAGAUCUCGUUAUGGAACUCCUCUAAUUGGGAUCUUAUUUUCAGCUUCUGGUGUGCUUUUGCUUUCAUGGCUGAGCUUUCAAGAGAUAGUUGCUGCAGAAAACUUCUUAUAUUGUUUUGGAAUGAUUUUGGAGUUCAUAGCAUUUAUUCGGUUAAGGAUAAAAUACCCGGCUGCAUCUCGGCCUUACAAAAUACCGGUGGGAACAGUUGGAUCUAUUCUAAUGUGUGUUCCUCCAACAAUACUGAUAUGCAUUGUCUUGGCUCUUUCUUCACUAAAAGUCAUGGUUGUAAGCCUUAUUGCUGUUGUGAUUGGGCUUGUAAUGCAGCCUUGUCUCAAGUAUGUUGAGAAAAAGAGAUGGAUUAAGUUCUCCAUAAGUUCUGAUCUGCCAGAUAUUCACACCGAAUCGUUAAUCGAUUGAGAAAUCCUGGUUAUGUCCACGUGCAAAUGAAGUCCCAAUAAUACCGUUCAAGCUGCAAACAGAAGAACUAUUAUGCCUUCGUCAAGCUUUUGGAAAGACCUCUAUGGAACCAAGAAUGUUAUGGUAGCUUUUGUUUCUCAUUAAGUUAUAUGCCUUGUUUAAAUGCUUAUUUGUAUCUGGCCUAUAGCUUUGAGAGUGACAAGUUAAUUUGUACCUGGCCUAUAGCUUUGAGAGUGAAAGUUAUAGGAAUGAUAAUUAAUUUAGAAAUAAACUUUUGACGGUAUAAUGAGGCUUGGUGAUUUGAAUCUAGUA